This is a messenger RNA of Opisthorchis viverrini, 1465 nucleotides long. RefSeq lists its product as hypothetical. The transcript is spliced from 5 exons. Gene Ontology annotation, molecular function: GTPase activity; GTP binding. Lineage: Eukaryota; Metazoa; Platyhelminthes; Trematoda; Opisthorchiida; Opisthorchiidae. Gene Ontology annotation, cellular component: Golgi apparatus. Bases 1 to 627 code for a protein of 208 amino acids. The record is from RefSeq and is a predicted model, not a curated record.
AUGCCAUCAGUCGGGUCGCCUUACUUGUUGGGUGUUGGAAAGUCAUGCCUGCUACUUCAGUUCACCGACAAACGGUUCCAACCUGUGCACGAUCUGACAAUCGGCGUAGAAUUCGGUGCACGCAUGAUCAACAUCGGUGGGAAGCAAAUCAAGCUUCAAAUUUGGGAUACUGCUGGACAAGAGUCAUUCCGUUCAAUCACUCGAUCCUACUAUCGAGGAGCUGCGGGUGCCCUUCUGGUCUAUGACAUCACUCGACGAGAGACGUUCACGCAUCUCACUUCCUGGCUUGAAGACGCUCGGCAGCACUCCAGUUCAAAUAUGGUUAUCAUGUUAAUUGGUAACAAGAGUGAUCUGGAAAGUCGCCGUGAUGUGCAAAAAGAAGAAGGCGAAGCGUUUGCUCGUGAGCAUGGCCUGAUUUUCAUGGAGACAUCUGCCAAGACUGCAGCCAACGUGGAAGAGGCCUUCAUUGAUACGGCCAAGUGCAUUCAUGAGAAAAUACAAGAAGGUGUUUUGGAUGUGAACAAUGAUGCCAAUGGAAUUAAGCUUGGUCCUCACCACAAUCCCGCGGGUGGUGCCCAUGGUCCAGCUUCGUCGGGUGGCAGUGGUAGCAGCGGUGGUUGUUGUUAGGCCCUUUGUGACGGGCCUCCUGACAGCUCCACACGUGAUCUGCUGUGCACUUGGGUGCGCACUUAUUGUGCGUCUGCAUCGUCUUCGCCUGAUACAUUGAGAGAACGGUGCCUCUGUUUAUCUUCAAUGGCCCUCGCAUAACUCCUCCAGUACCUCCACACACCCACACACAUUCACAUUCUUGAAACAGGCCCACACGAUUGCAGAAAACUGAUUUAUCCUUACCUGUUGUCCAAAUCGCCCAUGAGCAUUCGUCCCUUUUUGUUCUCAUCUGUCUGUUUUUUUACCACUCCUGGCAUCGAACACUAAUUUCGUGUGAUUCACCUUGAUUUGGUCGCGUGUUUGGUCCACUUGUGGUUGACAGUGCCACAACAUUCCAUGUCUUGUCCAAUUCUAAUGGUUCAUAAAUCUGCUGUUUUUGUUGUUGAAUUUCAACGUCACUGUGCGUCACCGUCAUGCGUUCCUCUAUGUUUGGUACUUGUUCAUCCAGGUGGUUUAGUUCAACCCCCGUGUGUUUUUCCCAUCACGUGAGCACACAUAGGUAUAACUGACCUCGGCAUUUCGCUUCUCACCAAUUGGCAUCAGGUGCGCUCAUCUUAUCACUUCUAGCUUUUGAUCGGUUCCCCAUUUUCCUGUGUUGGUCAUGGACUUGAAAUUGUCGUGUUUCUGGCUCUCCGGAUUCAUUUUGUGAUUGCCCCCCAUUCUAAUGGGGCGUGCUUGCUGUCUCGUAGACUGAUAUAUCUAACUGUGUACACAUCAGACCCGUCUUGUCCCUCAUUGUUUUUUACAUUUGCAUUGUGUCGCCUAAGUGAUAAAUACACACGGGUUCGAACACACA